Exophiala oligosperma is the source of this 3136-nucleotide messenger RNA. RefSeq lists its product as uncharacterized. Bases 244 to 2640 code for a protein of 798 amino acids. Lineage: Eukaryota; Fungi; Ascomycota; Eurotiomycetes; Chaetothyriales; Herpotrichiellaceae. Gene Ontology annotation, molecular function: GTP binding; GTPase activity; microtubule binding. The record is from RefSeq and is a predicted model, not a curated record. Gene Ontology annotation, cellular component: mitochondrion; membrane; microtubule. Gene Ontology annotation, biological process: mitochondrial fission; peroxisome fission. The transcript is spliced from 2 exons.
GUUUUCUUCUGCAUCCCAAAGUUCCAGGAACCGCAUUCAAGUAAACAUGUGCCUAGCCAUCUAACCAACCAACUCACCUGGCCUUCCUAUUUUCUUUCUUCUCUUCUUUAACUUGUUUCCUGGCGAGACAUUCUUGGUAUCGCCAACUACUGAAUUCUUCACCGACCUUCCCACUCUAUUUCGCCGUCGCGUUGCCAGCUUUCCUCUUCUGAAACGAGCCCCGAUCGGCCACGGUCGUCAACAAUGACCACCCUCGGCGAUGACCUCCUCCGAACCGUCAACAAGCUUCAAGACCUGGUUUUCAAUACCAUUGGGAAUGACUCUCUCGAUCUCCCCCAGAUAGUCGUUGUUGGCUCCCAGUCCUCGGGCAAAUCUUCUGUGCUCGAAAAUAUCGUGGGACGGGACUUUCUCCCCCGAGGCAGUGGCAUUGUCACACGUCGCCCGUUGAUUCUACAGCUCAUAAACAUUCCUCCUGACGAAGAUGCCGACGCAAACAACGAUGAGGUUCACGUCCCCCACUCUGCUGCCAGCGUGGCCGAGCACGGAGAAUGGGCAGAAUUCCACCAUAUCCCAGGUCGCAAGUUCUCAAACUUUAACCAAGUCCGGGCCGAGAUCGAGAACGAGACAGCGAGAAUAGCUGGCAAUAACAAGGGCAUCAACAGACAGCCCAUCAACCUCAAAAUCUUCUCUCCACACGUCCUUAAUUUGACCCUGGUCGACUUGCCCGGUUUGACCAAGGUCCCUAUCGGUGACCAGCCUACAGACAUCGAGAAGCAGACGAGAACCCUCAUCUCCGAGUACAUCGCCAAACCGAACAGCAUCAUUCUUGCCGUGUCACCCGCAAAUGUCGACAUUGUGAAUUCGGAAGCCCUUAAACUUGCCCGGCAUGUCGACCCGAUGGGAAGAAGGACAAUUGGUGUCCUGACAAAAUUAGAUCUCAUGGAUCAUGGUACAAAUGCUUUGGAUAUUUUGUCUGGUCGCGUAUAUCCGUUGAAGUUGGGUUUCAUUGGUGUUGUGAACAGAUCACAGCAAGAUAUCCAGACAAACAAACCCAUGUCGGAUGCUCUCAGGUCCGAAGCUGAGUUCUUCAGGCAUCACCCUGCAUACCGAAACAUGGCGACGCGAUGCGGAACACAAUACCUCGCGAAGACGCUGAACACCACCCUAAUGGCUCACAUUCGAGACAGACUGCCCGAUAUUAAGGCAAGACUGAAUACACUGAUGGGUCAGACACAACAAGAGUUGGCAAGCUACGGCAGCAAGCAAUUUGCAGGCAAAGAACAUCGCGGUUCAUUGAUUUUGCAGUUGAUGACACGUUUCGCCAAUGCCUUCAUCUCCUCUAUUGAUGGUACAUCUUCAGAAAUUUCGACCAAAGAGCUUUGCGGUGGUGCCCGGAUAUAUUACAUCUUCAACUCUGUUUUUGGAAAUUCGCUGGAAACUAUCGACCCAACCCAUAAUCUCUCCGUCUUGGACAUUCGAACGGCAAUCCGGAACUCUACCGGUCCUCGACCAAGUUUGUUCGUUCCCGAACUGGCAUUUGACCUUUUGGUGAAACCUCAGAUCAAGCUUUUGGAGAUUCCUAGUCAACGAUGUGUGGAGUUGGUCUAUGAAGAGUUGAUCAAGAUCUGCCAUACUUGCGGAUCCACAGAGCUUUCAAGAUUUCCGAAACUGCAAGGCAAGCUUAUUGAAGUUGUCUCGGAUCUUCUGCGAGAACGUCUCGGACCUGCCUCGAGUUACGUUGAAUCCUUAAUUGCUAUUCAGCGGGCAUACAUCAACACCAAUCAUCCUAAUUUCCUCGGAGCCGCAGCAGCAAUGUCCUCUGUCAUACAGAAUAAGAACGAAAAGGAUAAGAGAGCCGCCCAAGCAGAAGAGCGACGAAAACGCGAGAAGCAACGAAUGAAGCAGCUGGGUGUCAACGGCACAGCCACUCCAGAUGAUGAGGAGGCUGAACAAGACGACAAAGCGACCGCUCUUCCGAUCCGCAAGCAUCCUGCCGUGAGCCGAAGUAUGUCUCCAGCCGUGGCAAGAGAGCGAGAAAAUGGUAUUGGCAGCAUAUCUGCUGCUGCAGGAGGCACCGGUGGAGCUCGAGAUUCUUUCCUAAACUACUUUUUUGGAAAAGACGGUUUGCCAUCAGGUAUGCCAUCGAUGCCACCUGCCAACUCAUCUGCUGCUUCGAGACACGUCAGCCACAGCGUAGAACCGAGCUUCAGUCAGAGUAUCCGACGUUCCGAUAGGGGCAGCUUCACAGAUCGAUCACCUGCAUUCCCCCCUCCGAUGAAUGAUGAAUAUGCACCAUCAGAGUAUGGCGAACCGACGUCACUAUUCCCCGAGCAAUCCGCAGAGCCUGUCCUGACCGAUCGAGAAGCCUUGGAAACCGAACUCAUCCGUCGCCUUAUUAGCUCUUACUUCAACAUUGUCCGUGAGACGAUUGCCGAUCAAGUUCCCAAGGCCAUCAUGCACCUACUCGUCAACCAUAGCAGGGACGAAGUGCAGAAUCGUUUGGUGAGCGAGUUGUACAAGGAGGAUCUGUUCGGGGAGCUGCUGUACGAGGACGAUGGUAUCAAGAAGGAGAGAGAAAAGUGCGAAAAAUUGUUGACCACGUAUAAAGAAGCGGCCAAGAUUGUGGGCGAGGUUUUGUAAGAGUCGACGAGACUACAAGAUUCAAUUGGAGGUGGAGGAGAGAGCAAAGAUUGUUGAUUUGACCUGGUUUUUUCUCGCAUCAUCAAAGAAUCUCGGCUUUUCUUUGUUCGUUGUUGAUUCUCAUGUCUCUACUCGACUAGAAAUUCAACUCAUCAUCCGAAAGAGCGAAGAGUGGAAGAGUGGAAGUGCGGAAGAAGAGAGAAACAAAGGCAAGCAGGAAAGAAAAGGACAUCACUACUCUCUGGCCUUGUUGCAGUGUGUGACCCUUGCAAUGUAUUCUAUGGGCUUGUCAUGUCUUUUUUGUGUGUAUCUCAAUAUUCUUUCGAGAGGGUUUGUGUCCCACUAGUUUGUACUACAAGACUUUACCUGUAUACGGAGUAGAAGUGUGUGUGUGUGUAUACUGUAUGUGUGUAUGUAUGGAUGGGUAAGAAAAGGCAGGUAGCUUCGAAUGGCUGGGAUUGGCCUGUAAUUUGUGCUGCACGAGAAUGUCAUGAAC